Molecule: messenger RNA, 1695 nt
Organism: Cornus florida
Lineage: Eukaryota; Viridiplantae; Streptophyta; Magnoliopsida; Cornales; Cornaceae
Product: ankyrin repeat-containing protein BDA1-like
Exons: 3
Coding region: 96-1400 (434 amino acids)
Molecular function (GO): protein binding
Source: RefSeq, a predicted model, not a curated record
AGGAAAAUGAUUCUCUUUAUCAGAUGAUAGAUUUCUCUUAUUUUGUUUAAAAUUCAGAAGUUUAUAUAUUCACAGCUUCGAGUUUCACUAAUUGGAUGGACAAGCAGAGGUUGAUGAAGGAGGCAGCUCAAGCGGCACAAGCAGGAGACGUCAAUGUGCUGUAUGCAUUGUUUCGAAUCAAUCCAUAUGUAUUGAAGAGCAUUGAUGAGAUUCGAUUUGUUGAUACACCUCUACACAUAGCUGCAUCGAAUGGUCAUAUACAUUUUGCAGUAGAAAUGAUCAGCUUAAUGCCAUCAUUUGGUAAGAAGCUAAAUCCAGAUGGCUUAAGCCCCUUGCACUUGGCUCUGCAAAAUCGGCGUACCGAGACUGUGAUGAGGCUCAUAAAUAUUAACAGCGAGAUCAUCCGUGUCCAAGGGAAGGGGGGAAUUACUCCUUUGCAUUAUGUAGCUGAAAGAAAUGAAGUCGGUCUUUUGGCUGAAUUUCUAUGCGCUUGUCCAGAUUCUAUGCAAGAUUUGACAAUUCGAGGUGAGACUGCUGUGCAUAUUGCCGUGAGAAACCGCAAUUGCAAAGCUUUUGAAGUCCUUUUUAAUUGGAUUGAUAAGACCAAUAAUCUACCUUUGCUACAAUGGAAGGACGAGGAUGGCAACACAGUGUUGCACAUUGCCACGUACACCAACCAACCUCAGGUUGUGAAGAAGUUGGUUAAAGCUGUGGAGCUAAAAGGUGAUAAGAAUAUGCAGGGUUUGGCAGCUUUUGAUUUAAUUAGUAGUGACGAAUCAAACAGUGAGAUCAAAAAUAUGUUAGCUGCUUCAAGAUCAUUUACUCGUUUUUGGAAACCUAAUUCAGCUAGUGAUAAUUAUCUGGCAGACUUUAUAAGGAACAGACGAGUCCCUAAUAUCGUUAAUAUGAGAAAGAUGUCAAUUGAUUCGAAAUUGCGCGAAACGGUACUACUGAUAGCUGCUCUUGUUGCAACAGCCACCUACCAAGUUGCAGUCGCCCCCCCUGAGGGAAUUUUCCAGCUAGACGAAAACGGAAAGAGCAUGACGGCACUAGCUGUGCCUGAAAUUUUCUACUAUUGUCUUCUGUUUAUUAACUCAACAUCCUUUGCAAUCUCGGUUGGAGUAAUUUUUCUUAGCCUCCAAAUUGGCAUUCAUUAUCAGCUACUGCGACUAUGCUUAUAUUUCAUCAUGGUCAGCUAUAUAAUUUCAGUGCUUUUCACAGCACCGAAAAAUGUUUUCUCCUACAUGGCAGUCUCUGCACCAUUCCUUUUAUAUUUAUGGAGUGCAUUUGUUUACCUCAAAGAAAUAUUCGUCUUCACCAGGAUGCCCAUUGGCAGGUAUAACGCUUCUCGCUACUUUGAUAUGCGAAAGAAAAUGGUUGGUUGGGAUGCAAUUCACUGAUCUGAUCCACCCAAAUUAGGCGCAUGUAAUAAAAUCUUGUGUGUUAUUAAUUGUUGUAAAUUUCCCUUUUUACUUGCUGAGUGUGGUGAUAAUGUUUUUAUUUUUUAUUUUUUAUUUUAUUUAUUUAUUUAUUUUUUUUCUGUCUGGUGAAGAACUCCUACAAUGCUUUAGGGAGACUACAAACCUAUUCCCUUCACUUUGCAAGGAGAAAGAGAUGCCAGGCCUUGGUGGUGUGUUCAUGUUAUUGAUAAAAUAUUUGCAAAUUAAUAAACAAUUUGAUAGUGUGUUUGAUAUA